Messenger RNA from Apodemus sylvaticus (European woodmouse), 1145 nucleotides. Its product is annotated as CD177 antigen-like. Gene Ontology annotation, biological process: leukocyte cell-cell adhesion; regulation of integrin-mediated signaling pathway; positive regulation of neutrophil degranulation. The record is from RefSeq and is a predicted model, not a curated record. The coding region runs from base 156 to 905 and encodes 249 amino acids. The transcript is spliced from 5 exons. Gene Ontology annotation, cellular component: plasma membrane raft; plasma membrane. NCBI's taxonomy places the organism in Eukaryota, Metazoa, Chordata, Mammalia, Rodentia, Muridae.
CUUGAAGCACAGGUCCCCUGGGCCCAUUGUCUGAGGUCCCCUAGGACUGUCCCUGCUGGACAACAAGGAUUCGCCCCUCUCUGCCUGGUUCAAUUCUCUCCUCUCCACCGUCAGUUCCCAGGUCCUGGUCAGCUCUUCGCAGCCUCAGAGAAGCCAUGGGAGCCUGCCGCAUCCAGUAUGUCCUGCUCCUCUCUCUGCUGGGCUUCUCCCCCUGCUCAGAUACUCUGACCUGUCACAAGGGAAUCAUGGUGAAACUUGGCAGUGGCUUCACUAAGACAGCAGUUGAGUGGAAAUCAUUUGAGAACAAGGAAGGUGGACCUGAGGAGAUUUGUCAGGAGACACUCCUGAUCAUAGAUGUAGGUAAUAAAUCUCUCAUAUUGGGGAGCAAAGGUUGCGGCAAACCUGGGGAAAAGAAGACCCAAAAUGUCCAGGUGUUUUCCGCUGGGCCUGGAAUCGUGGCUGCCUCUUAUGCCCACUUCUGUGACACCGAUCUCUGCAACAAAGCUAACAGCAGCAGUGUCCUUCUGGACUCCCUGUCACUUGCAGACUCCUCUCAGCUGGGAACCACCCAGUGUCCUGUCUGCUUGCAGUUUCAGGGUUCCUGCACCCACAAUUCCAACUUUGUCUUCUGUCCUAAGGGCACUCGUUGUUAUUCUAGUGACUUGACAUUCCAGGGAGGUGAGCUCAAUAGUACUUUUAGCAUUGACGGAUGCCUGGUCUCACGUUGCAAAUACCUACUGAAAAAGCAAACUUCAAUUGGGAUCUUCUCCGCUAUGGAAAUCCCUCAGUUACAGGCUGUGGAUUCAUUCUCACAUGUCCUCGUCCCGAGCACCCUCCUGGCCUGGAUAUUUGGGCUCAGCCCUCUUCUCAGCCCGUUGUUUGCAGAGAUCUGUCCUCUUUGCUGAGCCCAUUUCUCUGUCAGUCUCAAUCCCUCCUGGCCACCCAUACCCAGCCCUCCUCUGACUUCAUAACCCAAAGACCUGAGACUGGGCGCUGUCCCUGCGCUGUCGGGCCUCAUCCCUCAGCCACACACCUCGGCCUCCUCCUGCUUAGAUAUGGGAGCCACUGGACUCACCCGGCUCCAGAGCAGACAGCCACGCACUGACCACACAUGUGGAAAAAUAAAGUUGCUGUUGUUUACCAAA